CUAGGGAGAGAUGAGCUCCCGAAUGGGGACAUGGGCUGAGCUUGCCUUGGGGGGUAUUGGGGUUGGGGAAAGGAGCAGAAUGAAGGCUUCGAAGUGAGCCACAGGGGAGCAGACCAGAUGGAGAACAGCCUGGGGAGGAAAGGAGUUCUGUUUGGGAGGCAUUACUUCUGAGAGGCGAACUAGAGCUCUAGACCAGUGGCGGCCUUCCUGAGGUGGAGGUUCCAGGGUGUCUGAGACACUUAGACAAGACUCGCACUGAGCUCUGAAGGAUGGGGGUGGGAAGGGCACAGAGAGCUGGCACCCAGAACCAGGGCAGCAGCCGCCUUGAGCAGGAUUCCAGAGGGAGGAGGAAGAGGCGGGGAUUGACAGGAAGCGGAGGCAGCUUCCUCCUGAGGCUCUGGGCUGUGACUGUUGGAAGCUGCUCUGGGGAGGGGGUUAGGAAUCAGGAUGUCCUCAUACUUCCUCACCUGCCAUCACCCCAGGCGGCUCCUGGAUGAAAUUCUUCGGAUGUCACUGCUUGGGAGGCCCCCUAGGUGCCUGUGGAGGCAUGUGGGAAGGCAGCAUGUGGUUCCCAGUCCUGAGAGGAGUGAAAGGUCCAAGGACAAAACUGAGUCCCAGGGGGAGGCUUGGGGUACUGGCUGAGACCACUCUAGUUGCAUCCUGUGUGUUUAUAACAAGCCCCUGUCCUUGCUCUUGCCCGGGCGUCCUGCCUCCUGACCCCUGUAAUUACACUGCUUCCCCACGCAUGGUUGGCUCCCAUUUCUUGGCUUCCCGUGGCUUCAAGGGAUGAAAGGUGGACGUCCUUGUGAUUACAGAGAUGACAGGCACCUAGACUCAGUUUACCCCCAACUUCGGGGGCCAGGAGACAGCCAUGAUGCUCACCUGGAAGCUGCUGGGGAUCCUGGUCCUUUACCUGUGUGCCGGAGGCAUCUCAGGCAGUGGAGAGCACCCCCCUCCCCCACCCACAGAGGCUGGAGAGGAGGAGGGCUCCCCAACAUUGCCUCAGGGGCCCCCAAUCCCUGGUGAUCCCUGGCCAGGAGCACCCCCUCUCUUUGAGGACCCUCCACCUCCAGGCCCCAGUCGUCCCUCGAGAGACCUGCCAGAAUCUGGAGUCUGGCCUCCUGAGCCCUCGAGAACCGAUCCUCCUCAACCUCCCCGGCCUGAUGACCCCUGGCCAGCAGGACCCCAGCCUCCAGAAAACCCCUGGCCUCCUGCCCCUGAAGUGGACCAUGGAUCUCAAGAGGAGCCAGACCUUGACCCACCGCAGGAAGAGUACAGAUAAAGGGAUUCCCCCACAGAUAUCUUGGGCCUCCAGGCAGAGUGCCCCUCAAGCCCAUUUGUACCAUUCUGAUUCCUCUUCAAUUUUUGCAUCAGCCUCAAUUUCCUUCCUCAUUCCUUCAAUUUUAUGCUGAACUCUGAAAGUGUCAUUCUCAAUAUUUUCUGUCCAUUCUUGAGAUCCACUCCACAUUUUUCCUCCCUUUUUCUCUGACAGCUAAAGCAUACAACCCUACCUCAUGUCCUGUCCUCUCCCCUCUACCUGCUUCCCACCUCCUCCCUUUUCCCCACCCCUGGGGCUUCUGGGGCCAGGCUUGCAGCGCCUUUUUCUCUGCUGCCAUCUGGUGGCCUACAGCUGGGAACUAUCCGGAGACCAUGACAGUACUUCCCAUGAAAUGGAAAAAUAAAAUCCAUGUUUUCUUAAUUUUGA
Messenger RNA from Mustela lutreola (European mink), 1705 nucleotides. It is a transcript of the gene PSORS1C2, whose product is annotated as psoriasis susceptibility 1 candidate 2. Lineage: Eukaryota; Metazoa; Chordata; Mammalia; Carnivora; Mustelidae. The transcript is spliced from 3 exons. The coding region runs from base 872 to 1282 and encodes 136 amino acids. The record is from RefSeq and is a predicted model, not a curated record.